Carassius auratus (goldfish) is the source of this 2626-nucleotide messenger RNA. RefSeq names its product failed axon connections homolog. Bases 250 to 1464 code for a protein of 404 amino acids. The record is from RefSeq and is a predicted model, not a curated record. NCBI's taxonomy places the organism in Eukaryota, Metazoa, Chordata, Actinopteri, Cypriniformes, Cyprinidae. The transcript is spliced from 6 exons. Gene Ontology annotation, cellular component: cytoplasm.
GUGGAGAAUCUGCGCGUUCGCCCCGCCCCCGCAGCAUCAGCAUCCCCGCCCCUGGUGACGUGCCGCGCUCAGCUGUGCGGUAAACAGCGGAACGAGCGGCGAGCGGCUGCGGAUUGAUGCCGACUCCAGCGCGCGUCAGGAGGCGACAUGUGUCCAUAGAACCUCUGGUCCUCCUCCACCCCGCGGCACUGAUGAAGCCUCCUCUGCUGGAGGAACAGCGGGCCGAAGGGCGGAUAGAGGAGAGAGAGGAUGUACUGGCGCGUCGGCUUCGCCUGGAGCCGCUCCUGCGCGCUUGAGCUGGGCCUGAACAAGAGCUUCUCGCUCGGCUUGAGCGGCUCCGAGGAGCAUCUGUCGCUGUAUGGGUACAUCAUUGCCUACCCGCUGCAGGAGUACGGAGGGAUCAUGUCUGCUUUAGGAUUUGACUCCUGGUGGAGAAAAACGCUCUACAUCACCGGGGGCGCCCUGCUCGCCGCCGCUGCCUAUUUACUACACGAGCUGCUUGUCAUUAGGAAGGAACAGGAGUUGGACUCUGAAGACGCCAUCAUUCUGCAUCAGUUUGCCCGGCCCAAAACUGGAGCCCCUAGCCUGUCCCCCUUUUGCCUGAAGAUAGAAACGUACCUGCGGAUGGCGGACCUUCCCUACCAGAACUAUUUCGAUGGGAAGUUGUCUCCUCAAGGGAAGAUGCCGUGGAUUGCGUAUAAUAAGGAGCAGGUGUUCGGGACAGAGUUCAUCAUCAACUUCCUGGAGGAGAAGCUCGGCGUGAACCUCAACUCCAGCCUGAGUCCUCAGGAGAAAGCCAUCUCACGCGCCAUCAUUAAGAUGGUGGAGGAGCACUUCUACUGGACGAUCGCAUACUGUCAAUGGGUGGACAAUGUGGAGGAGACGCAGAAGAUGUUAGCCACAAACGGGCCGCUGAGUGACCUGCUCAGUUGGAUCUUGAGUCAGGUGACCGGCAGCAUUGUGAAGAGAGAGAUGUACGGCCACGGGAUCGGACGCUUCUCCAAAGAGGAGGUUUAUUCUUUGAUGGAGAAAGACAUGCGCACUCUUGCCACAUUCCUUGGCAAUAAAAAGUAUCUAAUGGGCCCGCAGCUCUCCACAGUAGACGCUGCUGUAUUUGGUCAUCUGGCUCAGGCUAUGUGGACUCUCCCAGGAACGCGUCCGGAGCAGUUAAUCAAAGGUGAGUUCAUCAACCUGGCCAUGUACUGUGAGCGAAUCCGCCGAAAAUUCUGGCCAGAGUGGUUUGUAGACGUCGACGACCUUUACUACGACGGACUGAGCGAGGAGCCGGAUUCUCCAUCCCAGCUUCCGGAUUUGGGUCUGUACUCGCGCAGCGGCAGCUUCCAGGAACAGGAAAACUCUCUAUCGCACCACGACACGCCGUCACCGGACAGCGACGCCACCGGACACUCUCUGUUCGACUCGGACAUGGACACCGAAUGCUCGGAUAUGGAGCAGUUGAAGUGAAAACCACACCUCCUUGAUGAGCCAUCUGCACGGGCCCCGCCCCCUUUGUUCUCCCAUAAGCCUUUUAGCAGGAGAAGGGCUGGUCAAAUAAAGAUGUGGUGAAGUGGCAGUGGUUUCCCAGACUCUGCAUAAGGGAUGGCAAUAAAGCAGAUGGGAAAGGUAUUCUGACACUUUUUAAUUAAUGAGAAAGAGGAUUUUAUUGAACGAGGGAAGGCCAGUCUAUAGAGAAUCCAGGAAGAAAAAAGAAUAAAAAAGAGUGAGAAUGACGCUACAGCUGAAUCACUCAUCCUGCGGUGUGACAUCAUCACUGUGCUUGAAAUCAGCAGAAUGACAUCAUCUCAUGUGACCACUCCCCAUUCACCGAGUGUGUUUGUAGCUAAACAGCACUUCUUACAUCCUGGUGUUUAUAAGUAUACAGGUGGACAGACAGAAAGAAGGUUUUUGGGUGAUUAUUGAAAUGUGUAGAUACUUGACUGAUUUAGACGGAAUCAUUUCUAAUCUAAAAUUAAUGUCCAGUUUUAUUCAGUCGAAUCACAAAUCUAAGAACGGAAGAUGCAAAGCGAGAAAGCUGAAUUUCCUCAAACCACUGCAGCAUAGUAGAAUUCCCAAAUUGAUGAUCUUGCCUUUUUACCUUUUUAUGGCCAAUUAUGCAAUGCAUUAAUGAAUAAUUCACCCAAAAAUGAAAAUUCUGUAAUUUAAUCAUCCUUAGAUCAUCACUAGUCUAUAUGACUUACUUUAUUCUGUAGAACACAACGGAUACAUUUUAAACAGUUUAUGAUUUUUUUUUUUUCAAACAAUAAAAGUAUACAGUGACCAGAGGCUGUGAAGAUCUAACAUAUUACAUGGAAUUAUUUAUUUAGAUAAAUAAAGUUUGCCUUUUUUGAAGUAUCAUAUUUGAUACAUCUGGCUUUUAUGGUUUCAUGGUUCAUAUAAUAUGAUAUAUGAGCAUGUGAAGAUCAUACUCAAUUUUCUCUAGGCAUAACAGACUAUUUACAUAAAAUGCAUAUAAAUAUCAGUUGUCGCUCUAGCUGGAUGUAUCAUAUUUGAUGCUCACAUUUUAAAAGUUAAAGUUAUUUUUAUACUUACAAAAAGACGUGAACCACAACAUUUUGGAAAGAUAAUAAAAGGCCUAUUACUUUCUAAAAAUAUAUAAAUUAUGGAU